UUGGAAAGUGUAUAAAAGUAGCUAAUACCUGUCUGUUGUUAGCUUGAUGGUCGUUGAUUUGUUGUUUGCUAGUGUAGUCGGUCGCUUUUGUUAUUACACAUGAGUGUGUCCCUGGUUGUUAUUCGACUGGAAGUAGCCGAACAAUCUCCUUUUCCACGCGGUUUCCAGUACUCUGCGGCAGCUGAGAGCAUGUCAGAAGAGGAACAAGAGGAGAAGGCUUUGGGCAUUGCCAAACUGGCGCUUAGUGGAAAGACGGAUCUAGAAAGAACUGCUAUACUACACCAGCAUAUAGGCAGUAGAGCUAUGGGUGACAUGGUUAUAGAAACCUUUGAACCCAGCCCAGAUAAAGGCGGGGGUGAAGAGUGUGGUUGCUCAACUGAUGACAGCAGUGAAAGUGCAGCUGUAAAGUCAGAAGUGGACACUGCCACUCCGGCCAUGGCACCAGACUCGCCCUCCAAACAGUUACCAGAUCAGAUUUCCUUCUUCAGUGGAAACCCCUCUGUUGAGAUUGUUCACGGUAUCAUGCACCUCUACAAGACAAACAAGAUGACAUCUCUGACUGAAAAUGUCAGACGCAGUGCCAUGGUGUGCAUUCUUACUGUUCCUGCAACUAUGACUAGUCAUGAUCUUAUGAAGCUCUUGGCUCCUUUUAAUGAUGUCAUGGAGCACAUGAAGAUUAUUCGAGACUCCACACCAAACCAGUACAUGGUUUUGAUUAAGUUUUGUUCACAGGCUGAUGCUGACAGUUUUUACACUGCCUGUAAUGGUCGACAGUUCAACUCGAUAGAAGAGGCAGUGUGUCAGUUGGUCUAUGUGGAGAGAGCAGAGGUUUUUUAAAUCUGAAAAUGUAAGGGGCCAGCCUAGCCAGUGAUGGAGUUGACUGAGCUGCCUAAGUGCACAGUGUGCCUGGAGAGAAUGGAUGAGUCUGUGAAUGGUGUCCUGACAACACUGUGUAACCACAGCUUUCAUAGUCAGUGUCUUCAGCGCUGGGAGGAUGUCUCGUGCCCAGUAUGCAGGUAUUGCCAAACACCAGAGCCAGUGGAAGAGAACAAGUGCUUUGAAUGUGGAGUACAGGAGAACCUAUGGAUUUGUUUGAUCUGUGGCCAUAUUGGUUGUGGUCGUUACGUUAGUCGUCACGCUUACAAACACUUUGAAGAAACACAGCAUACAUACGCUAUGCAGCUCACCAACCACAGAGUAUGGGACUAUGCUGGAGAUAACUAUGUGCACCGCCUAGUGGCCAGUAAGACCGAUGGCAAGAUGGUACAAUAUGAAUGUGAAGGAGACAUCUGCCAUGAUGAGAAAAUUGAUGCACUUCAGCUUGAAUAUUCGUACCUUCUGACUAGUCAGCUGGACUCACAAAGAAUUUACUGGGAGAAUAAGAUUACUCAUCUGGAAAAAGAGACUGCAGAGGAGAUAAACAACAUGAAGUCCAAAUUUAAGGAGACCUUGGAACGCUGUGAUAACUUGGAGCGGCGAUUAGGAGAGCUCUCUAAAGAGAAACAGGCCAUGGAGAAAAAGUGCACCCAGCUUAAUAGCAGAGUGGUAAAACUAAGCCAGGAGCUGAAGGAGGAACAGGAGAUGAACCGCUGUUUGAGAGCCAAUCAGACUCAACUACAGUCACAGCUAGUCGAAGAAGAGCGAAAAGCCAAAGAGAGUGUGGAGCGUAAAGAGACAACCAUAGCAGAGUUACAGGAGCAGCUCAGAGACGUGAUGUUUUAUUUGGAGACUCAACAACAGAUUGAACACCUUCCCCCCGAGGCACGCAGUGAAAUCCAAGAAGGACAAAUCAACAUCGGGGCCAGUCCUUUAGACAGUGCUGUGAGCUCAGAUGGAGCAGGCCCCUCCUCUAGAGGCAGGAGGGGUCGAGGCCGGAAGAGGAAGUAAUAGUAGGACUGGAACAUGCUAGAAAACAGCUGAAAACAUGCAAAUGACUGCACUAUUUGUUAAACUUGUGUCUAACGUCUGCCUCCUCCCAAUUGUUGGUUGGUGGCUGCCAUCAGUCAGUUGUUAGAUCCACCUCUAGUUUUCAUACACAUCAGCAGUGUAAUUUAUGCUCAGCU
Periophthalmus magnuspinnatus is the source of this 2063-nucleotide messenger RNA. RefSeq names its product BRCA1 associated protein (gene brap). Gene Ontology annotation, molecular function: nucleic acid binding; zinc ion binding; ubiquitin protein ligase activity. The record is from RefSeq and is a predicted model, not a curated record. Lineage: Eukaryota; Metazoa; Chordata; Actinopteri; Gobiiformes; Gobiidae. Gene Ontology annotation, biological process: Ras protein signal transduction; protein ubiquitination. The transcript is spliced from 13 exons. Gene Ontology annotation, cellular component: cytoplasm.